Molecule: messenger RNA, 1381 nt
Organism: Pocillopora verrucosa
Lineage: Eukaryota; Metazoa; Cnidaria; Anthozoa; Scleractinia; Pocilloporidae
Product: gelsolin-related protein of 125 kDa
Source: RefSeq, a predicted model, not a curated record
CCUUUGUAAUUGUACAGGGAAAAGAAUCUCUCCUAAAAUAAUUUGCAUUCGUCCAUUGUGGUCACGAAGCAAAGCAAGGUCCCGAAAGUAGAAACAAAUUUUGGUGAACAAGUCCACAAAUUGCGCCCUUGACAUGCCACCAGGGAAAAUACUAUUGCUGCUGGCGUUCUUCGUCGCAGUUAAUUUGAUAACUGCCAGACCAGGUUCUGCUCGGAAUCCAAUGUACGACCAUGAUAUUGUGUAUGGAAGCAGCCUCCAAGAUCAACCUCUCUCAGAGCUGGACAAUUUAGAAAAGUGGGGCGGCCAAGACGAAUCCGGUCCUGAAAUCAAUAAGAUGAACGCAGAAAUGAGUGGAAUUGACGAUAUGGACGAGCAGGGAAGCAAAGACGAACCCAGUCUUGAAAUCAAUCAGAUGGAUCUAAAAGUGGGUGAAAUUGACAAUAUGGAAGAGCGAGGCAGCAAAGACGAACCCAGGCCUGAAAUCAAUCAGAUGGACGCAGAAAUGAGUGGAAUUAACAAUGUGGACGAGCAGGGCAGCAAAGACGAACCCAGGCCUGAAAUCAAUCAGAUGGACGCAGAAAUGAGUGGAAUUAACAAUGUGGACGAGCAGGGCAGCAAAGACGAACCCAGGCCUGAAAUCAAUCAGAUGGACGCAGAAAUGAGUGGAAUUAACAAUGUGGACGAGCAGGGAAGCAAAGACGAACCCGGUCCUGAAAUAAAUCAGAUGGAUCCAGAAGUGGGUGAAAUUGACAAUAUGGACGAGCGGGGCAGCAUAGACGACCUCGGUCCUGAAAUCAAUCAGAUGGAUCCAGAAGCGAGCGGAGUUGACAACAUUCAAGAUGAAAAUGAUCCCGCGACUGAGGAACCAACAACGGAGGAACCUAUCAUUAUCAUAACAUGCGGACCACCUAAAAAGCCUGAGACUAACGCCCCACCGACUGAGAAACCUGUUACAGUCGCCCCACCCACGGAGAAGCCCGUACCUAAACCUAAACCUAAACCUAAACCACCUGUUAAGAAACCUAAAAAGAAAGGAAAAAAAGGAAAAGGAAAGAAGGGAAAGAAAGGAAAAGGAAAGAAAGGAAAGAAAGGAAAGAAAGGAUAAAGACGAAGAGGUCGAGGACGAGGUCGACGAAAUAUGAAACAAAACUUUGGCAAUAAACUUUUGUGUCGACUGGCAUACUUCUUAUUUAGUUUUCUCCCACCCGCGUGAUACUGGGUCAGAUGUGAAAUUUCAGAUGUUUGUUGUUAUUCAGCCUUUCACCCCUAAGAGUGACCAGCGUCCAAAAUGUAACUUCUCCUUACCAUAUCACCCCUGAAUCACCUGUUAACCCUGAGGGUCACAAGAAUAAAGGAAAUGAUCAUCAACUAAAGAAGCUCU